Triplophysa dalaica is the source of this 682-nucleotide messenger RNA. It is a transcript of the gene mrps14, whose product is annotated as mitochondrial ribosomal protein S14. The transcript has 3 exons. Gene Ontology annotation, biological process: translation. NCBI's taxonomy places the organism in Eukaryota, Metazoa, Chordata, Actinopteri, Cypriniformes, Nemacheilidae. The record is from RefSeq and is a predicted model, not a curated record. Gene Ontology annotation, molecular function: structural constituent of ribosome. Gene Ontology annotation, cellular component: ribosome; mitochondrial small ribosomal subunit. The coding region runs from base 29 to 445 and encodes 138 amino acids.
CUCCCAUCAAGGUUAGUGGCGAGUCAACAUGGCAGCAUGGAAGGUGCUCAGCUCAGGGAUGGGAUUUCUUCAGUCGUCCUUGUCGUUUUCUAGAAAGGCCGGCAGGAGUUCACUGGGGAUGGUGGAACAGUUCAGGAGUUAUUAUGUUGACUGGAGGAUGUUACGGGAUGUGAAAAGGAGACAAAUGGCUUUUGAAUAUGCAGAUACAAGACUUCGUAUAAAUGCCAUUAGGAAAAAUAAUAUUUUGCCAAAAGAGCUGCAGGAGAUAGCUGACAAAGAAAUAGCUGCAUUGCCUCGAGACAGUUGCCCAGUGCGCAUUCGCAAUAGGUGUGUGAUGACAUCACGUCCACGUGGGGUCAAACGCAGAUGGCGUCUUAGCCGUAUUGUUUUUCGGCAUUUAGCAGACCACAACCAGAUGUCUGGGGUACAGCGAUCAAUGUGGUAAUCACCAAAACAACUCAUCAGUUGUGUAUGAAUGAACUGCAGCUUGUUAUACAUUUAAAAAGGAAACAUCCUAAUGUAGAAUAUUGAGUUUCAUACCACGGAUCUGGAAAACCACCUAGCACUGCUCGGAUGUCACUGUUUUUUUUUAAUAGAAUAAAUGCACAUUGGCAAGUUUUUUUUAUUCAUCUAAUUGCACAUGUGUUAUGUUAUUGUACAUUCAAUAAAUUAUGCAACUUUA